This is a messenger RNA of Cryptomeria japonica (Japanese cedar), 2183 nucleotides long. Its product is annotated as protein ZINC INDUCED FACILITATOR-LIKE 1. Gene Ontology annotation, molecular function: transmembrane transporter activity. The transcript has 17 exons. NCBI's taxonomy places the organism in Eukaryota, Viridiplantae, Streptophyta, Pinopsida, Cupressales, Cupressaceae. Gene Ontology annotation, biological process: transmembrane transport. Bases 385 to 1752 code for a protein of 455 amino acids. The record is from RefSeq and is a predicted model, not a curated record.
UUGUUUUGCAUAGUGCAGAGGGAGAUGUUGCUAUUACUUUUGAUGAAGCUUAUCAAUGAAUCAUCUAACUUUUCAAAUGAGCAUUAGACGUGUUGAGAUCAUCAAAGCACGUUUAGAAAAGAUGUUAGAGGAAAUAUAGGUCCCUAGAUGUUUUAGGAGAAUUGCUUGAGGUCUAAACAGAUAGUAGUGUGUCUAUUUGAUAGUUUAGUGGAUGUUUGGUUGUAGGAAUGAAAUAAGUGGAAACAUGUUAGAUAUCACAGAUACUAUUUCUUCAUUAAGAAGGAGCCAUAAACAUGUUUCUGGCAGUGUUUUUGUCUGAGAGUUUGUUAGAGUAAAAUUCUAAGAGCUCUUCCCAUAUCUUCAUUGUUUCCCUUCCUCUAUUUUAUGGUUAGAGAUUUUCACGUGACAAACAGAUCUGAAGAUAUAGCAACGUAUGCUGGUAUCCUCGGAUCAUCAUUCAUGGUGGGACGCUUUCUGUUUUCAGUGAUAUGGGGAGUUGCCGCUGAUAGAUAUGGCCGCAAGCCUGUUAUUAUCAUUGGUGCCAUCUCUAUAAUCGUAUUGAAUACCUUGUUCGGGCUAAGUGUAAACUAUUGGAUGGCCAUUUCAACAAGAUUUUUGCUUGGAACUUUUAACGGCUUGAUUGGUACCAUAAAAGCAUAUGCAACAGAAGUCUCGAGAGAGGAACAUCAUGCAGCAGGCUUGUCAAUUGUGACAACCACAUGGGGAAUCGGCCUGAUUAUCGGUCCAGCAAUUGGAGGAUUUUUGGCCCAGCCUACACAAAAAUAUCCAUAUAUUUUCUCAACGGAUUCUUUUUGGGAAAGAUUCCCAUACUUUUUGCCAUGUGUUGUUAUAUCAACCUUUGCAAUCCCAGUUCUUGUACUUUCAUUUUUACUUCCAGAGACGUUACAUAAACAUCCUCAUGGGCAAGAAGAGGAAAAGUAUGACCCCAAUGUAAUUAGCAUUGACAUUGAGAAAGAAGAGCCGCAAAAUGAAAAGGCAUGCAUGGAAGGAAAGAAAAAAGGAAAGAUGUCAACUUUGAAGUCAAUCAUAAACAAUUGGCCAGUGAUGUCAACCAUCAUAAUAAAUUGCAUUUAUUCUCUUCACGAUAUUGCAUAUUCAGAGAUAUUCUCUCUUUGGGCUGUAAGCCCAAAAAGGUUAGGAGGAUUGAGUUUUACCACGAGUCAAGUAGGUGAAAUCCUUGCCAUCUCCGGUUUUGGACUAUUAAUUUUUCAACUAACAACUUUCUCACCACUGGCUAAGCUCUUUGGGCCUAUCCAUGUAACUCGCAUGUCAGCAUUGAUAUCUAUACCAUUACUAUCAGCGUACCCAUUUAUAGCCCUACUAAGAGAUCAAGCAUUAUGGAUUAUCAUUAAUUGUGCAUCAUUAUUAAAAAAUAUCUUAUCGGUGAUGACUAUUACGGGAACUUUCCUCCUACUAAACAAUGCUGCGCCACAAGAUCAAAGAGCAGCAGCAAAUGGGCUUCAGAUGAGUGGAAUGUCCUUUUUCAAAGCAAUAGGACCAGCAGCAGCAGGCGUUCUUUUUUCAUGGGGACAAAAGAGACAAAAUUCAGAUUUCCUUCCAGGUUUUCACAUGGUCUGUUUCAUUUUAAAUAUUAUUGUUAUUAUUUUCACUAUUAUGACAUUUGAUCCCAUCUUACCUCGUUCAACCAACAAACCUCUAGCAAAGGAUGGAAACGACUUAGGGUCUGAAAAGCAACGACAAAUUGAGCAAGAAGAUGUCCCAGCUUCAUGAUUUUCAGUGAGCUGACAAGUAUCAGUUUGGCAAUCUUUUUAUAUGUUUAUUAAAUGUUCAAAUUUUUAGAAUUCAAUGAGCCAACCAGUAGAAACGUGAGGGAGUUAUUGUCUAAAAUAUUGAGUUAUCUGAUUUAAUGGUAUCUGUCAUGAAGGAUCUUUCCUUAUAUUGGCAUGCCAUGUAUACUAAUUGUUGUGGGCUGGAGUAUUGAUGUGUGAUGCAAUCUUUACAGCAGAGCAGAAGAUUAUGCAAGGCAACAUCAAGACAAAAUGGUGUCCACUCAAUUUAUUGGCAGUUUUUUCAGUUGGUCAAUCUAAAUCAAAGAAUAUGCCAAGCAUUGACCAUGUGGAAUCAAGGGUCUUCAAAAUUGUUUUGGUAUACUUGUCAAUGUAUUAUCAACAUUUUCAGCAAUUUAAUUUGUUUUCGGAACC